Messenger RNA from Bactrocera dorsalis (oriental fruit fly), 605 nucleotides. RefSeq names its product MRN complex-interacting protein. Gene Ontology annotation, cellular component: nucleus. Gene Ontology annotation, biological process: mitotic G2 DNA damage checkpoint signaling. Bases 86 to 577 code for a protein of 163 amino acids. Lineage: Eukaryota; Metazoa; Arthropoda; Insecta; Diptera; Tephritidae. The record is from RefSeq and is a predicted model, not a curated record. Gene Ontology annotation, molecular function: chromatin binding. The transcript is spliced from 2 exons.
AGGUUAUCGUAAAAUCAAAUACGGACACAUCUCUUAGAGGAAUUAGUGUUGAUUAAACCGCGCAUUUAAAAAAAAAACAUCACCAAUGCCGCAAGAAAUUAGAGUUUUGCAAUGUACUGAAUGUAAAAUGUUCCAAGUGGAUUUGGUGAAAAAGGUGAAAACAUGGACUUGUAAGGUAUGUAAUGUGAAACAAAGAUCUCUGGCUGAGUACUUUCGUGGAAGUGGCCCGGAAUGUCGUGUGCUUGUACAGAACCUGAAUAAGAAUAAAGAGCUUACAGCAUUGAGUACCUCUACGUUUACCUCACCAAAUCAUAUGGUCCUUCCGAAUGAGCAGCACAUUUUACCUUCAGAAUACAAGAAAUUUAAGGGAAAUGGAUUUGCAAGUAAUGAGUCUGAAUCAAAUGAUAAGGAUGUCAGUGGAAGAAAUGUCGAUAACCAACAAAAUAAUAAUAUCGAGUCAUCUUUGGAAAAUACUAAAGCAUUGGCUGAAUUCGAAAGGCAAAAUAGUAGUAAACGCCCAGCAAAUGAUUCCUACAACAGCAUGAAGAAAACUAGCAAAUGGGAUAAAUAUGUAUAAAUACAUUAAAUAUUGUAAAAAAUAUAUA